AUGGUUGAAGUGCUGCUUGCAAGUGAGCACUAUACCAACAACUCUCACCACAGCGCUUUAGAUGACUUCCGCGACCUGUUUGACGAAUUCGCCGAGCAGAGUGGGAUUCAUUAUACUAAAAGGAAUUUCCGCGAGCUCGAAACUUAUAUUAGUGGAUUGCCUGUAGCUAGAUAUGGACUUCGGUAUACCGACUGCGAGCAGUUCCGUCAGUUUCUGAGUGGUAUCAAGGCUCAACGCUACCACCUCCAGUAUGCGUCGGUAAAAUGCGGAGCAAUGACAUAUUCAUAUUGCAUGGCGUUUGCUUGUAAUCCCUUCGAUUAUACAAGACUUAAUUCUACACCAGCCGCAUGA
Strongylus vulgaris is the source of this 351-nucleotide messenger RNA. The record is from the annotation of a GenBank genome assembly. Lineage: Eukaryota; Metazoa; Nematoda; Chromadorea; Rhabditida; Strongylidae.